AUGGGCUGCCAGAUUUUCCAGGAGGAUGCUGUGGGAGACAGUGUCAAAGGCAUUGCUGAAGUCCAAAUAGACAACAUCCACAGCCUUUCCUGCAUCCACCAGGUGGGUGACCUGGUCAUAGAAGGAGAUCAGGUUGGUCAAACAGGACCUACCUCUCCUAAACCCAUGCUGGCGGUGACUGAUACCCUGGCCAUCCUGCUGACUUUAGCGCUGGAUGCCGAGCAGCGCUUGGCACAGGUGGAGGAGUUUUCAUCACAGACCCAAAUUAACUCCGGUGAAGUUGUUCCGCGCCUGCCAGUGCCGGAGGAGCAAUCUCCGUGCGGGAGAAGCGCCCAGCGCGCCGCCCUCCCCUCCCGGCGCCGCUCGCCCGAACAAAGGCGGCAGCGCCGGGUCCCCUUUGUGCGCCGCGGGCCGGGCACGGAGCGAUCCCAGCGCCCGCCCCGGGCUCCCAGCACGGCCUGGCCUGGCCCGGCACGGCUCAGCACAGCACAGCACAGCAGCGCGUCGGGAGGAAGCGCUGGCUGCGCGGCGGGCGGGCGGCUGCCCGGGCCCUGCCCGCCCCCGUCUCCUCCUCUCGGCCGCCGAUUCUCCGCCCCCUCCGCCCUCUCCUCGCGGCGGCGGCGGCGGUGCCUUCCUCGGCCCCGGCUCCUCCGGCUCUCCGCGGCUUCGCCUCGCUCCGCUCCGGGGGCUCCCGCGCCGCGCUGCCCAGCACGGCAUUGCUGCAGGGAGCCUCUGGGAGUUCCAGGUCAAGAGAUCUGCCUUGAUCUGGAGACCUCUGCUGAAGGUGAAGACCUCCUAACGAGCCAGACAGCCUUAACAGGAGCUCAGAAGUCUUACACCAAGAGUCCUCUGGAGCAUUACAUUCCCCCAUUUGGAGUGUGGACAAGAGUUUGGCAUUCUGCUUUUACAGAUCGCUGCCGCUCGCUCCUGGAGCGCAGGGGGGACGGCCAGACUCCCACAUCUUUCAGCGAGAAGAAAGGAGCCAGCGGAGCGGACUAAUACGGACUUGUGUCGGGUGCCCUUGCCCUACAAAGGCUGCCUUUAAA
Messenger RNA from Zonotrichia leucophrys gambelii, 1046 nucleotides. RefSeq lists its product as uncharacterized. Lineage: Eukaryota; Metazoa; Chordata; Aves; Passeriformes; Passerellidae. The transcript is spliced from 5 exons. The coding region runs from base 1 to 999 and encodes 332 amino acids. The record is from RefSeq and is a predicted model, not a curated record.